Messenger RNA from Vicia villosa (hairy vetch), 1167 nucleotides. RefSeq names its product SCF E3 ubiquitin ligase complex F-box protein grrA-like. The transcript is spliced from 5 exons. Bases 502 to 1167 code for a protein of 221 amino acids. The record is from RefSeq and is a predicted model, not a curated record. NCBI's taxonomy places the organism in Eukaryota, Viridiplantae, Streptophyta, Magnoliopsida, Fabales, Fabaceae. Gene Ontology annotation, biological process: SCF-dependent proteasomal ubiquitin-dependent protein catabolic process. Gene Ontology annotation, cellular component: SCF ubiquitin ligase complex.
CUUAGCAAGUUGCUGUGUUAUUCGGGAGAAACGAAUGGUCGCUUUCUUGAACUACUUCUUGGUGGUUUUCCUACUCACAUUCAUCUGAGAGAUUGUUCCUGGUUGACAAAAGUAGAAUUUCUCAAAUAUUUUCGAACUUUGGUCACUUCUGAAUUAGUGGUAACAUGUUUCAUUCUUGUAAUUUUGCUAUAAUUUCAACUUCAGUACAUGUUUCUUUACUAUUCUUAUUUUGUUGAAUAGGUGCUGCAACUUGACAAGUGUGGUUCUAUUAUAACCGAUGAAACAGUAUAUGAUACUUUGGCAAAACCAGGAAACUCCUUGUCUAAACUAACGACUCUAUCCAUCGCUGGUGCAUACGAUCUUAACAACGAAGGAUUGGAGUUACUUCUUUCUUCUGUGGCAGCACUUAGGUAUAUAAACCUAACCAAAUGUGUCCGUUUGACCGCUACUGGUCUUGACGUUUUGGCUGAUUCAUUUGGAUCAACUCUGAAAGAGUUGUUCAUGGAUGGUUUCAAUCUAGUUAAUACUAAAGGGAUUUUGCAAGCAUUGAAGCGAUUGAAAAAGUUAGAAGUGUUGUCACUGGCUGGUAUUCGAGGUCUUUCUGAUGAGUUUAUCAAGGAUUAUGUAAUGGCAUGCGGUCGCAAUCUUAAGGGCCUUGUUUUAAAGGAUUGUGUAAAUUUGACCAAUGUAUCGAUGAGAUUCAUUGCUGAUUUUGCUCGUAGGUUGAAUGUGUUAGAUAUUUCGAAUUUGUGCAAAUUGACAGAUUCGUCUCUAGGAUAUUUUAAGAAUAGAUUUCGACAAUUGAGUACUUUGAAGCUCUACCGCAAUCCAUUCAGUGAUGAGGCAAUUGCUGCUUUUUUGGAGACAGGUGGAAAAACCUUGAAAGAACUUUCACUUAAUAGCAUUUACAAGGUUGGUCAUUUGACAGCAUUAUCCCUUGCAAGGAAUGGCAAAAAUCUGCAUACAUUGGAUCUAUCAUACUGUCGAAAGCUUACAAACCGUGAUUUAGCUUUGAUCAUCGAUAGAUGCUUGUCGCUGAGGACGCUUAAACUUGUUGGAUGUUCGCAGUUGACAGAUGUUUUUCUCAGGGGACGCUCAAACUCACAGAUUCGGAUUAUUGGGUUGAAGUCGACUCCUAUUUGGAGCAAGAUAUUUUUCAUGAAUUGA